Peniophora sp. CBMAI 1063 is the source of this 2646-nucleotide messenger RNA. The record is from the annotation of a GenBank genome assembly. NCBI's taxonomy places the organism in Eukaryota, Fungi, Basidiomycota, Agaricomycetes, Russulales, Peniophoraceae.
AUGCCCGCCGUCCCCGCUGGUACGAACGACGGCACCCCCAUGAACAUUGACGUCCCCCGUCCCGCACCGCCCCAGUACAACGCUCGCCACGGCACUCGCUGGGAAAAAGAGAAGGCCGCCGCUGGCAAGGGCGCUUUUGAGUACCCGAACGACGCCAAGUUCGUCGGUCCCUGGGUUAUCGGCGAGACCGUCGGCAAGGGCGCCAGCGGUCACGUCAAGAUCGCCAAGCACCGCAAGACUGGCGAGCUUGCCGCUGUCAAGAUCCUCCCGCUUGACUUUGUCUUUGGCUCGCAUCUCUCGCUCGACACGCGUGCAGCCAAGUCUGACAAGCAGAAGCUCGGUAUCGACCGCGAGAUCAUCAUGAUGAAGCUCAUGAACCAUCCUAACAUCUUGCGCAUCUACGACGUCUAUGAGGCUGAGACCGAGCUCUACAUCGUUCUCGAGUACGUUCCUGGCGGCGAGCUCUUCGACUUCCUUGUCAACCGCGGCAAGCUUGCUCCGCUCGAGGCGCUGGCGUACUUCAAGCAGAUCAUCUAUGGUCUCAGCUACGCGCACGCCUUCUCGAUCAUCCAUCGCGACUUGAAGCCUGAGAACAUCCUCAUCGCUUCUCUCAACCCCCCGUUGGUCAAGAUCGCUGACUGGGGUAUGGCGACCUUCGCUCCGCCUGCGCUUGAGCUUGAGACGAGCUGCGGUAGCCCUCACUACGCCAGCCCAGAAGUCGUCAACGGGCAUAAGUACGAAGGCAACGCGACGGACAUCUGGAGCUGCGGCGUUAUCCUCUUUGCGCUUCUCACUGGUCGUCUUCCCUUCGACGACAAGGAUGUCCGCACGCUUCUGAGCAAGGUGAAGCGUGGUCGGUACGAGAUCCCGGCGUACGUCGACCCGCUGGCUAGGGAUCUGUUGACGCGUCUUCUCGUCGUCGAUGUGAACAGGCGUAUCACGAUCCCAGAGAUCCUAGCCCACCCUUGGUUUUCUCAGGCUACGCCGCAGAUCCUCUACGUUCCCGCGCCGUCCAUCGAGGAGCUCGCCCGUCCCGUCGCUUCUGUUCAGCACAUUCUUCGCGAUGUCUUCGACUCCUUGUGCGUGAUCAUGGGCCAGGCCGCCGUUCCAGCCGCAGUCAAGCAGGAUCUUCUAAGCCCGCCGGGUGAGGGUGUUCUCGCCAAGGCCUUCUACUUCCUUCUCUGCAAGCACCGCGAGACCGCACUUGAGGAGCACAGCUCCUUCAUGUCGCACGGACUGCCGGAGGCUCCUCCGGUCAAGGCCAUUACGCGCUUAUACAUGUCGCCUCUGUCACGGAAGAACCGCCCUCUCAGCCUGGACUCUUCGACUGCGGAGCCACCGACGCUGCUGCAGAUACCCGAGCUUGAGCGUGGAUUGUCUGCGCCCGCCCGCGUUGAGCAGACAUCGCCGAUCGAGCCGUUCAGCCCGAUGACGCCCCGCGCGCGCCCGCAAUCACCUCGCGUUGCUCGCAUGCGCCCCAUGUCGAUUCCCGUCACAAGCCAGCAGUCGACGUUGCCCUUCGCAGUUCCUCCGACGGCCCCCGGAUCGGCUGUGAACUUCAACUAUGCGCCUAUGGACGUCGACGAGCCUCCCGCCGGCUCGCGCACAUCCCGCCGCCACUCGCGCAAUGACCCGCGCACUCCGCCACGCACCGGCCACGCACGCAGCGCCCAGCCAAUGUCCGCACCGUCGAACCGCACGAGCUUCAUGCCGCCCCAUGCGCCGCCUCCACAGUAUGCUGCAAGCGCUCCGGCGCCUAUGACUGCCCCGCGUGUACUCUCUCACGUUGAACAUGCACGGGCUCAGGUCGCUGCGCGUGCCCAGGCUCAGGCUCAGGCGCAACGGGCGGCAGCGGCGACCUCUGGCCGGGGAUACGAGGAUGAUGAGGAAGUCUUCGGGCGCGACCACAAGCGCUCGCGGCAGUCUUCGUAUGUCACGAGCGAGGGGCCCGCUGGUCUCGGUCUUGACCAGACGCUCACGUCGGACCUCGAUACGCGCGCGGACAGGAUCGUUACACGCUCGAUGGGGCAGAAGGACGCGCGCAAGUCGAAGAGUACGUUUGGAUUUGAUGUUGACUUCUCGUUGUGGUAUGCUGAUGGAAACGCUUUAGCGCCGACUAUGGAUUCCAUGACCUCGCCCCCGCCUCCGCCGCUCUCGACUGCGAAGAGCUCGAUCUUGCAGUCGCCGCCUCUGGGAGAAGUCAAAGGCUGGUUCUCGAACCUCUUCCACUGGAAAGCGCACGCGUACGCUCUUCCGUCCGCCGCACCGCCGAGCACCUCCCGCGACGAGGUUGCGCGUCUGUUGACUUGGUUCGGCGCGGAAGUUCUCCCCGCCAACGAAGGCGACAUGGACCCUUCGACGUUGCAGUGCUCCGUCCCGGACACGUACGACCCGCGCACUGGUGCGCUCCUUAGCAAAGCCGUGCGGUUCCGCGUGGAGAUGAUGGGCCCGCAGAGGCGCGGAGCGUCGUGCACGGUUGCGCUUGUGCAUGAGAAGGGCGCGGAGAGGACGCUGAGGGCGUUGUUCCAGCGCGUGAGGGACGAGUGGAGGCUCGGUCCUGGGGCGCAGACGCCUGGUACGCCUGCGGGCGAGUUUGGGAAGUUCGAGUUUAUUACUAGGGAGGAUCUGGUUGAGCUUGACGGUUGA